Molecule: messenger RNA, 3115 nt
Organism: Phragmites australis (common reed)
Lineage: Eukaryota; Viridiplantae; Streptophyta; Magnoliopsida; Poales; Poaceae
Product: G-type lectin S-receptor-like serine/threonine-protein kinase At5g35370
Exons: 1
Coding region: 225-2891 (888 amino acids)
Biological process (GO): protein phosphorylation
Molecular function (GO): protein serine/threonine kinase activity; ATP binding
Source: RefSeq, a predicted model, not a curated record
AGCGAGAAGGGAACCAAAUAGGCGGCUGCACCAGGUGCACUUUGGCAAAGCCAUCCUGCACGCCGACUAUGCUGCAACAUUUUUUGCACCCACAGAUCCCACCGCGGGCAAUGGCGUCCGAGUCAACUCCCCCGCCACAAACCCAGCCUCCCCCGGCCGGCCAUGCCAUCGUCGCCCACGCCUCGUCCACCGCCGCGUGCCCCAUACCAUGAGCCCGCCGCUCCAUGGGCUCAGUCUCACCGAUGCGUCGCCCGUUCCCUCUCGGCGUCCUGCUCCUCCUCGGCGUCGUCCUGCUGCGGGUCCGCGCCGACAAGGUCGCCACAGAGCUCAUCACCCCGGACUUCGCGGCGUCGUACCUCCUCUUCAUCGACACCUACGGCGCGUUCCUCGCGUCCAGGAGCGGCGCGUUCCAGGCUGUGGUGUACAACCCGGCGGGGCAGCAGGACCGGUACUACCUCGCCGUGCUCCACGCGCCGUCCAAGACUUGCGUCUGGGUCGCCAACCGCGCCGCGCCCAUCACCGACCGCGCCGCGCCGCUGCAGCUCACAGCGAACGGGAUCUCCAUCGAGGACCCCAACGGCACCGUCGUGUGGUCCACGCCGCCGUUCGCGGCCUCCGUGUCUGCGCUCCGGCUCGACGACUCCGGCAACCUCGCGCUCCUCGAUGGGAGGAACGCCACGCUGUGGCAGUCGUUCGACCGGCCCACGGACUCGAUCGUGUCGUCGCAGCGGCUCCCCGUUGGGCGGUUCUUGGCGUCCGCCGUGUCCGACUCAGACCUGUCGGAGGGGGACUACCGGCUCAACGUGACGGCCGCCGACGCCGUGCUCACGUGGCUAGGUACUUUGUACUGGCGGUUGUCGAGUGACGCUAGCUCCGUCAAGGACCGCGACGGCGCCGUUGCGUACAUGGCCGUGAACGGCACCGGGAUGUACCUUCUUGCAGCGGACGGCGGCAUCAUCAUCCAGGUCUCCUUGCCGGCAGCCGGGCUGCGUAUUGUUAAGCUGGGCUCGGAUGGGAAGCUACAGAUCGCGAGCUUCGCGUCGGCGAACUCGUCGUCAACACCGAUGGAUGGUGGGUUCGUGGCGCCGAGCAAUGUUUGCGAACUGCCGCUAUCCUGUGGCGCGCUCGGGCUCUGCACGCCCAAGGGCUGCUCGUGUCCGCCGAUAUUCGCAGCGUCGCACGACAGCGGCUGCGCGCCGUCCGACGGCUCCACUGUGCUGUCUGUCGGCUCCUGCGGGGGCACUGCUCCCGUCUCGUAUGUCAACCUUGGCAAUGGCGUCUGGUACUACGCCAACAAGUUCUCGCCGCCGGCCUUGGCCGGCGGUAACAUGUCGUCGUGCCAGGUACUCUGCACAAGCAAUUGCUCCUGCCUCAGCUACUUCUACGACAUCUCGUCGUUGUCCUGCUACUUGAUUCAGCACCAGCUCGGCUCCUUCAUCAAAGUGAACUCCACCAAUGGCUCCGACAAGCUCGGCUACAUCAAGGUCCAGAGCUCCCAGACACCAAGGUCAUCGAACAGUUCGUCCUCAAACAGCACUCUCAUUGCAAUCCUGAUACCGACGAUCGUCGCGUUCGUUCUCAUCGUCGUCGUCAGCGCCGUCAUAUUCACGUCGUGGCGUAAGGAAAACAAGCGCGGGGGGAGGCGCCAGUCGCGCUCCGGGAACCUGCAGGUCCGGCGGCAGCGUUCGCCCUCGGACUCGGCGCACCUCGUGAGCGUGAUUGACGACAACGGCGAUGACAUCGUCAUCCCUGGCCUCCCGACCAGGUUCACGCACGAUGAGAUCGAGGAGAUCACCAACAGCUUCCGAGUCAAGAUCGGCGCCGGGGGGUUCGGCGCCGUGUACAAAGGCGAGCUCCCGGACGGCUCUGAAGUAGCCGUGAAGAGGAUCGAGGGCGUCGGGAUGCAGGGCAAGCGCGAGUUCUGCACCGAGAUCGCCGUCAUCGGCAACAUCCACCACGUCAACCUCGUCCGCCUCCGCGGCUUCUGCACUGAGGGCCAGCGCCGCCUCCUCGUGUACGAGUACAUGGACCGCGGCUCCAUCGACCGGUCCCUGUUCCGCCCGAACGGUCCUCUGCUGGAGUGGAAGGAGCGGAUGGACGUCGCCAUCGGCGCGGCGAGGGGCCUCGCGUACCUCCACUUUGGUUGCGACCAGAGGAUCAUACACUGCGACGUCAAGCCGGAGAACAUCCUGCUCGCGGACGGCAGACAGGUGAAGAUCGCCGACUUUGGGCUGGCGAAAUUCCUCACCCCGGAGCAGUCCGGACUCUUCACGACCAUGCGGGGCACGCGCGGGUACCUCGCGCCGGAGUGGCUCAGCAACGCGCCCAUCUCCGACCGCACCGACGUGUACAGCUUCGGGAUGGUGCUCCUGGAGCUGGUGCGCGGCCGCAAGAACCGCAACGAGCACGUGGGCGGCGCUGGCGGCGAGGCCUCCAAUUCCUCGAACGGGACAACUGGCAGCUCGUCGCGCGGCGCGAAAAACGAUUAUUUCCCGCUCGCCGCGCUGGAGGGGCACGAGGCCGGGCGGUACGCAGAGCUGGCCGACCCGCGGUUGGAGGGGCGGGUGGUCGCCAAGGAGGUGGAGAGGGUGGUGAAGGUGGCGCUGUGCUGCCUCCAUGAGGACCCGCAUCUGCGGCCGAGCAUGGCGGUCGUGGCCGGCAUGCUCGAGGGCACCAUGGAGCUGUGGGAGCCGCGGGUGCAGUCGCUCGGGUUCCUCCGGCUGUACGGCCGGGGGUUCUCAGGGCCGGCCGACGGCGGAUGCAGCGACGUCAAGCUCACGCCGAUGAUGAUGGGGUCCAUUGGGGAUGGGUCGGGGACGACGACGACGUUGACGACGAUGAGCGGGUUACCGUCGUACAUGUCGUCGUCUCAGCUCUCCGGGCCGAGGUAGCGAGGCGCCGGCGGCAAAAUGAUUCUAGCUAUAGAGAGUACGGUUGUAUUGAUCAUUUUGGUUCCUUGAUAUCACCACAGACAAAUUAGUUUGUGUAUCAACGAGGUCCCGGGUCUAUAUCUCCGCCAUUUUGUUGCAUUGCCUUGUUUUUUCUUUUGAUAUAUUUCUUAAGAGAGAUGGAGGGUGAAGAGGAGUGAAGACGCUGAAAUCGUUUUAUGCUGUAC